GCGGAGGGAGGGCGCUGAGGCGUUGCUGCUGUCGUCGUCGUCUCGGAGUGGCUCGGAGGCCCUGAGGGGGGCUGAGGAGGAGGAGGAGGAGAAGGGAGGCCGCCACCGAGAACAAGGGAAGCAUGCCGCCGUCUUCGACCCCUCCGCGGCCGCCUUCUCUCCUCACGUCCGCGCCUCCUUCCUGCUCCGGUGGCUCCUUGGGCUGUUGCUGCUGACGAAGACUCCUGCGAGCUCUCCCUCCUUUCCUCCGCCUCCCGGCCUGCCUGCGCCACGGGCCAUGGUGCCCAGUGAGGAGAACCAGCUGGUCCCCAAAGAGGAUAUGCUUUGGAGAUGCAGACAAAGUAUAUUUGAUGAAAUGAAGAAGAAAUUUUCACAGAAUGAAAGUGCUGCUGAUGAACCUAGAGUGCUUUGUAUAAUACAAGAUACUACUAAUUCUAAGACAGUGAAUGAGCGCAUCACAUUGAACUUACCAGCUUCCACUCCAGUAAAAAGACUGUUUGAGGAUGUGGCCACCAAAGUGGGCUAUGUUAAUGGAACAUUUGAUUUAAUUUGGGGAAAUGGCGUCAAUGUUGCAAAUACGACACCAUUGGAUCAAUCCAGUGAUAAAUCUGUGGUUAAUGCUGGUUUUGAGUCUGGGAAGAAGAAUUUUUUGCAUCUGACAGAUAAAGAUGGAGAACAACCUCAAAUAGCCUUGGAGGAGUCUGGUGGAGCAGAUGGUCAUAAUCCAGAUAGGUUUAUCGGUCCUCUUCCACGAGAAGGUUCAGUUGGUUGUUCCAGUGAUUAUGCCAGUCAGAACUACUCUUAUUCGUCAAUUUUGAGUAAAUCAGAAACAGGAUACGUAGGUCUAGUAAAUCAAGCAAUGACCUGCUAUUUGAACAGCCUUCUGCAAACCCUUUUCAUGACUCCCGAAUUUAGAAAUGCAUUAUACAAAUGGGAAUUUGAGGAAUCCGAAGAAGAUCCAGUGACAAGUAUCCCUUAUCAGCUUCAAAGGCUGUUUGUUUUACUACAGACCAGCAAAAAAAGAGCAAUUGAAACAACAGAUGUAACACGGAGCUUUGGAUGGGAUAGUAGUGAGGCAUGGCAGCAGCACGAUGUACAAGAACUCUGUAGAGUCAUGUUUGAUGCUUUGGAACAAAAAUGGAAACAAACAGAGCAGGCUGAUCUCAUAAAUCAGCUCUAUCAAGGCAAGCUGAAGGAUUAUGUAAGGUGCUUGGAAUGCGGCUAUGAGAGUUGGAGAAUUGAUACAUACCUGGAUAUUCCUUUGGUCAUUCGACCUUAUGGCUCCAGUCAGGCUUUUGCAAGUGUGGAGGAAGCACUACAUGCUUUCAUACAACCUGAAAUCCUUGAUGGCCCUAAUCAGUAUUUCUGUGAACGGUGUAAGAAGAAAUGUGAUGCCAGAAAGGGGUUACGAUUCUUACACUUUCCAUAUCUACUAACCUUACAGCUAAAGAGAUUUGACUUUGAUUAUACCACCAUGCAUAGGAUAAAACUUAAUGAUCGCAUGACAUUUCCCGAAGAGCUAGACAUGGGCUCGUUCAUUGAUAUUGAAGAUGAGAAGUCUCCUCAAACAGAGAGUUGCACUGACAGUGGAGCAGAGAAUGAAGGCAGUUGUCACAGCGAUCAGAUGAGCAAUGAUUUUUCUAAUGAUGAUGGAGUUGAUGAAGGGAUAUGUCUUGAAAGCAAUAGUACUGUUGAAAGAAUUUCUAAAGUUGCCAAUGAAAAGAAUUCAUUAUUAUAUGAAUUGUUUUCUGUUAUGGUUCAUUCGGGAAGUGCAGCUGGUGGCCAUUAUUAUGCAUGCAUUAAAUCGUUUAGUGAUGACCAGUGGUAUAGUUUCAAUGAUCAGCAUGUUAGCAAGAUAACACAUGAAGACAUCAAGAAAACAUAUGGUGGGACAUCUGGAAGCAGAGGAUACUAUUCCAGUGCUUUUGCAAGCUCUACGAAUGCAUAUAUGCUGAUUUAUAGACUGAAGGAUACAAUGAGAAAUGCAAAGUUCCUAGAAGUGAAUGAAUAUCCAGAGCAUAUUAAAAAACUGGUAGAAAAAGAAAAGGAGUUAGAAGAACAAGAAAAGAGGCAACGGGAAAUAGAGCGUAAUACCUGCAAGAUAAAACUGUUUUGUAUGCAUCCUGUGAAGCAAAUAAUGAUGGAGAAUAAACUAGAAGUUCACAAGGACAAGACACUGAAAGAAGCUGUGGAGAUAGCUUAUAAGAUAUUAAAUUUAGAAGAGGCAGUUCCUCUGAACUGUUGCCGUCUGGUUAAAUAUGAUGAGUUCCACGAUUAUUUGGAACGAUCAUAUGAAGGAGAAGAGGAGACACCGAUGGGAAUCUUGCUUGGAGGUGUUAAGUCAACCUAUAUGUUCGAUCUUCUUCUGGAGACAAGGCAGCCAGAUCAGGCUUUCCAGUGUUACAAGCCUGGUGAAGUAAUGGUAAAAGUCCAUGUUGUUGAUCUGAAGCAAGAAACUGUGGCUCCUCCUAUUAGUGUCCGUGCUUAUUUGAACCAGACAGUCACAGAAUUCAAGCAUCUAAUUUCAAAGGCUAUACAUUUGCCUGCUGAAACAAUGCGAGUAGUGUUGGAACGUUGCUACAAUGACUUGCGUCUUCUCAGUGUGGCCAACAAAACUCUGAAAGCUGAAGGCUUUUUUAGGAGCAAUAAAGUAUUUAUUGAAAGUUCAGAGUCCCAGGAUCGACAGCUGGCAUUUCCAGAUUCACUGUUGUGGAAACUCCUGGAUCGUCAUGCAAAUACAAUUAGACUGUAUGUUUCAUUACCAGAGCAGUCUCCUGGAACACAAAUCAGAAGGACAGUUUUUCAGAAAGCCAGCGGAGAUUCUGGCAAUUUAGAUGAAAUUUGUAAAAGACUUAAAGGAUCUUUAGGUAAUAUGAAAUCAGUAGAAGCUAUUCUAGAAGAGAGCACCGAAAAACUGAAAACUUUGUCUCUGCAGCAGCAACAGCAAGAAGGGGAUAAUGGGGACAGCAGCAAGAGUACAGAGGCAAGUGACUUUGAGAACAUCGAAUCACCUUCAAAUGACAUAGAUUCAUCAACGUCAACAGAAAAUCGAGAACUUGAAAACCAAAUUCAAGUUUCUGAUCCAGAUAAUUUCCAGUCAGAAGAGAGAUCAGAUUCUGAUCUGAACAACGACAGAAGUACCAGUUCAGUGGACAGUGAUAUCCUCAGUUCCAGCCACAGCAGUGACACAUUGUGCAAUGUAGACAAUGCCCCGAUGCCCUUGGCGAAUGGACUUGACUCACACAGUAUCACAAGCAGCAGGAGAUCCAAAGCCAAUGAAGGAAAAAAGGAGACAUGGGAUACAGCUGAAGAGGAUUCUGGAACUGACAGUGAAUAUGAUGAAAGUGGAAAGAGCAGAGGAGAAACACAGUAUAUGUACUUCAAGGCAGAACCCUACAUUGCAGAAGAAGGUGCAGGAGAAGGACAAAAAUGGUUGUUGAUUCAUGUUGAUAAAAGAAUUACACUUUCUGCCUUCAAACAACACCUGGAGCCAUUUGUUGGAGUUUCUUCCUCCCAGUUUAAGGUGUUUCGAGUUUGUGCCAGCAAUCAAGAAUUUGAAAGCGUUCGACUAAAUGAAACACUUUCUUCCUUUUCAGAUGACAACAAGAUAACAAUUAGACUUGGGAGAGCACUGAAGAAGGGAGAAUACAGAGUCAAAGUUUAUCAGCUGUUGGUAAAUGAUCCUGAGCCCUGCAAGUUUCUUUUAGAUUCUGUUUUUGCUAAAGGAAUGACUGUACGGCAGUCAAAAGAAGAAUUACUUCCUCAGCUCAGGGAACAGUGUGGGCUAGAUUUGACUAUUGACAGAUUCCGGUUACGAAAGAAAACGUGGAAAAAUCCAGGAACUGUGUUUCUGGAUUAUCAUGUUUAUGAAGAAGAUAUUAAUAUUUCAAGUAACUGGGAGGUUUUCCUUGAAAUACUUGAUGGGGCAGAAAAGAUGAAAUCUAUGUCACAGCUUGCUGUUCUGUCAAGAAGAUGGAGGCCAUCAGAGAUGAAGUUGGAUCUUUUUCAGGAAGUAGUUUUGGAGAGUAGUAGUGUUGAUGAAUUGAAAGAAAAGCUGAGUGAAAUUAGUGGAAUCUCUUUAGAAAACAUUGAGUUCGCAAAGGGCAGAGGAACAUUUCCUUGUGAGAUCUCUGUUCUAGAGAUCCAUCAGGAUUUGGACUGGAAUCCUAAGGUUUCUACACUGAAUGUAUGGCCUCUCUAUAUUUGUGAUGAUGGAGCAGUGAUAUUUUAUAGGGAUAAAACUGAGGAAGUGGUGGAACUGACAGAAGAACAAAGAAAUGAGUUAAUGAAAAAAGAAAGCAGCCGACUUCAGAAAACUGGACACCGUGUUACCUACUCCCCUCGUAAAGAAAAAGCACUAAAAAUAUAUCUGGACGGAGCGCCAAAUAAAGAUUUGACUCAAGACUGAUAUUUAUUUCAGCAUUUUCUCUUGGAAAGUAUUUUUCUUAAGUGUGAGAGAGGUACACUACUACUGUGUAGUGCCAUUACGGCAGGACAUUCGGUGUAAAGUGAAGACACCAGCACUGAUUGGCAAAACUGCAGCCCAAUCCAGCUCAGUGCCCAGUCAGGUCACUGUUUGACUCGGAAUCAUGUUGUGCACUAUAGUCGAUGUACUGUAAAGCGAAAAGGGAUGUGCAAAUAAGAGAAAUACAAAAAUGUGGUGGGGAGGGUAGUAUGCAAAAACGAGGACUGUGCACAUAGCAGUAGCUAGUAAGGCUAGCCUCAAACAGGAUAUUCAUAGCUUGAUAAUAAAAGCUGUGCAAAGGCCAUGAAUGAAUUCUUUUGUUUGUUUCACUGAUACACACAUUACCUCAUGGAAGAUUUCCGAAGUAAAUGUGACAGUGGUUUUUUAAAAAGCAUGAGAGUGGAUUGAAAAGGUGAGGAAAUUGGCAGAAUGCAACCCCUGAAAAGUUACAAUUUUUAGCAGACUCUCAUUGGAUUUUCCUUCCAUAAAAAAGGACAUCUAAAGAAUAAGAAGUAUUUUUUAGCAAAAAGUUAUCAUACCAGCAGAUGGCAUUUCAUUUUGCAGAAGUGUUUUAACUGAAUUCUAUUUAGAUUAUGGGUGCAGGUAACUUCCCUGUUCCAUUCAGUGUGUAAAUACAACUCUGCCCUUUUGAGUUAGCAGAACUACAAUUCAUCGGAUUACUAUGUUGUUUGUUUUCACAUAUCAAUAUUCACUGUGUACAUUUAAAAGUAUAGCUGCCUAUUUAAAUUUGUAUUCAUUUUAUGUUUGACAAUGCUGGGUACUUAGAUUUGUAAUUUCUCCUUGUUAAUGAGUUUUUUGGAAUUUUGUUUUUGUUUGGGUCAGCUACUUAUUUUUGUACAUUUUUGUCUUCAGACUCUCGCAAGUUUGCAUUUUUGGGUACCAUUUCAAGUCAUGCAUUGUUUUUCCUGGAGUUGGUUCAUAAUUUUAUAUGUAGUUUUUUUUUAAGUUGGACACCUUUGAACACCUCCCAGUAAACCCUCCAGUAGUUCUAAAUGUGGUACAGACUCAUGCAGUAAACAUGAUUUCAUUGCAAAGCUUAGACAAGUAAGAUUUUGCUUUGCUACAUUAUAAGAUCAAUUACAAAUAAUUCUGUAGAGUGUUCCAUCUCAUUUUUGUUUUUUGUUUUGAAAAUACCAUCUAAUUUAUAUCAAUCAGUUAAAGGUUUUGGUAAACUUUUUCCAUGCCAGAUGCUGUUUACAACAAUGAACAUGCCAAUAAAACAUUUGUUCAUUCUGUUGUUAUUUUAA
This is a messenger RNA of Anolis carolinensis (green anole), 5733 nucleotides long. It is a transcript of the gene usp47, whose product is annotated as ubiquitin specific peptidase 47. The coding region runs from base 278 to 4408 and encodes 1376 amino acids. Gene Ontology annotation, molecular function: cysteine-type deubiquitinase activity. Gene Ontology annotation, cellular component: nucleus; cytosol. The transcript is spliced from 29 exons. NCBI's taxonomy places the organism in Eukaryota, Metazoa, Chordata, Lepidosauria, Squamata, Anolidae. The record is from RefSeq and is a predicted model, not a curated record. Gene Ontology annotation, biological process: protein deubiquitination.